Messenger RNA from Gongylonema pulchrum, 1197 nucleotides. The record is from the annotation of a GenBank genome assembly. NCBI's taxonomy places the organism in Eukaryota, Metazoa, Nematoda, Chromadorea, Rhabditida, Gongylonematidae.
AUUGUUUUGCCAACUGUUAUCAUCUACGUUUUCAUAUUUCUUGCCGGUGUAUUUGGUAACGUUUGUACUUGCGCUGUGAUCGCCAGCUGCUCAUUUAUGCAUAGCACAACGAAUUAUUAUCUCUUCAGCUUGGCUAUUUCCGAUCUUCUGAUCCUGAUUAUCGGCUUGCCUAUGGAAUUGUAUGAUGUUUUGGGCAGCACAUACCCAUACAAAUUUGGUUCCGUUAUAUGCAAAUUACGGGCAUUUCUCGUGGAAUUUACAUCUUAUGCAUCAAUUCUUAUCAUAUCAGCAUUUACAACGGAACGCUGGUUCGCCAUUUGUUUCCCUCUGCACACUCGUCAUUCGUCAUCGAUGACGCGGGCAUUUAAGGUUAUCCCGAUUGCAUGGUCCAUCGCCUUUCUCGCUGCACUUCCAAUGGCUUUCGUCGUAAAAGUUAAUCGGCUUGCGUUGCCUCUCGCAGCCAUAAACAGCUCAUGGAGCCAUCUGGUCUCGGAUGACGGCCAAACAAUUAUAAAUACUGAGUUUUGCGCAAUGGAUGUUAAUAAACCGAAUGCUCAAAAAUUUCUAAUUUACUUCGCCUUUACCGUAUUUUUUCUUCUACCUGGUAAAAGAUUAUUUCUUUCUCGCAUUUGCCUUUCUUUCUCAUAUUUCAAAGACAAAUAUCAAAAGAAAAGCUUAGGCAGAAAUACAGUUGUAGGUGUCAUAAACGGAAUUACUUUCGAAAAUGGUGACAGAGCCGCAGGAAAUCCAUACUACUCAGCCUCGUAUCCAAAUGCACUACACCACCAGCUUUUGUCCUCCAAAAUCCACCCGGCAGCAUAUCUGUUCCAAAAUCAACCUAACAGCAUACUUUUCAAAGCAAAAUACGCUAUUUUCCUAGUUGCUUCCCACAGACAGCAUACAUUUUCUUCUCUUUGUGACGGUUUCUUCUUUGUCGGCUUUUGCGGGCUUUCCACGAUGUCAGAGAAUCAGCGACCAAUUCCCAGAAUAUUUGGUGUGAUAAAAACUGAAAUUAAAAUCUUCCGGGUUCCUAAACGCGCAUUAGUGAAAAAAACACAACGGAAUUGCUACGCGUGUUCGAUUUUGCUACGCAUACGUGCUGUUUGUACCCGUUGUCUGCUUGAUGCAGGCGCGCCAUGUCUUCGUGGACUUUUGCGGCGAUUACUAUCAGUUUAUCAGCGAAAAUACAGCUGCUGA